UGAGUUUUAGUGUGUAAAAGAUAGUAGAAAAUCAGGCACGUGGAAACAUGUCUGGGAAACCCAAGCUGCACUACUUCAAUGGACGAGGCCGAAUGGAAUCAAUACGGUGGCUACUAGCAGCAGCUGGCGUUGAGUUUGAAGAAUGUUUUCUGGAAGCAAAGGAUGAUCUGGUAAAGUUACAGAAGGAUGGAUCCCUGCUGUUUCAGCAAGUGCCAAUGGUGGAGAUCGAUGGGAUGAAGAUGGUGCAGACCAAAGCCAUCCUCAGCUACAUAGCAGGGAAAUACAACCUCUACGGGAAGGACCUGAAGGAGAGAGCCCUAAUUGAUAUGUAUGUGGAAGGAAUGAUAGAUUUGAAUGAGUUACUCAUGGUCCAUACUUUCCAACCAGCCGAAAAAAAGGAGCAACAUUUUGCCACUCUUGUGGACAAGGCCACAAACAGAUACUUCCCAGUCUUUGAGAAGGUUUUAAAAGACCACGGACAAGAUUUUCUUGUUGGCAACCAGUUUAGCAGGGCCGAUGUGCAGUUAUUGGAGACCCUUCUAACGGCAGAAGAAUUCAAGCCUGAUAUACUUGCCAAAUUUCCCCUCUUGCAGAGUUUUAAAGCAAGAACAAGCAAUAUCCCCACAAUAAAGAAAUUCCUGCAGCCUGGCAGCCAGAGGAAACCACCACUGCAAGAAAAAGAUGUGGAGAAAGUGAUGAAAAUUUUCCACUGAGCAGCAACCUGAACACACAGAAACUCUACUUCCUUGUCUUUGUGUUUUCUAGUAGUGGCCAAGCGAACUUAAGGAAGAUAGAUAGUGAAAAGGUUUUGAUCUCUCUUUCCUUAGCUGCAGGAUUGGUUUUAGCUUAUUGCAAACACUUGCAAGGUUGAUCUACAUGAGCAUACCAGCAAAUGAAACUGUUCUCUGAAUUGGGCGGUGCAUUGGACAACACAAGAUGUCUUAAAUAACUUAAGAGAAUACUUGAAAUAAAGUUUUACUACUGACACUCAAACCCAGUUUAUUCAGUGACUUCUUACUGCUACUUACAUACCUAAGGGCUUUCUGGUUCCAUCUUCCUAGCAUUCCCAACAGAUGCUGGAAAAAACAAGAGAGCUCAGCCCAACAUAUCUGUUUUGGGAAAAGCCUGCAGGUUGUGGUUUGGUGGUGAUGACAGGUUUGGAUUCAGCUUUCCUCUGAACUUAACUUGGAACAAGCUGGGACCGGAUGUCCUACCGCACCUCUGUUUUGUCACUAGACAUUUAAACUCUGGUAGCUUUACCAGUGUUUCCUUUAACAAAAGGUCUAUUGUAGCAGCUAAAAGCACUUCACAGGCUUGACCUGAGAGAUAAAUGCUUACCACCAACUGCAAAG
Cuculus canorus (common cuckoo) is the source of this 1352-nucleotide messenger RNA. Its product is annotated as glutathione S-transferase. Gene Ontology annotation, biological process: xenobiotic metabolic process; glutathione metabolic process. The transcript is spliced from 7 exons. Bases 48 to 713 code for a protein of 221 amino acids. Gene Ontology annotation, molecular function: glutathione transferase activity. The record is from RefSeq and is a predicted model, not a curated record. Lineage: Eukaryota; Metazoa; Chordata; Aves; Cuculiformes; Cuculidae.